ACACCUACGUUUGGGUCCCAGGUCACUUUGGGAGGAUUUCACUGAAUGGGCCUGACCGACAUGAGCUUCCCAUGAAGAUAAUAUCAUAACAUUCAACAGCUUUUUAGCUUUUGUUUUCAUCUGAAUAAGGAUCUGAAGCUUGCUGAUCGUUUCCCCACUUCUUUCUUUUAUCAUUAUUUUGUCUUUUUUUCUUUUUUUCUUUUUUUUACUAUGCAUGGAUUAUCUGACCUGAAAAGAUAUAAAAUGUCUGUCAUUUUUUUAAACACGUUGCCUGUGGACUCCACUGUUUGUGGAAACGCACAUGAGCCUUCAGAGGAGGAACGUAAGUAGCUCUCCAGGGUGCUGAAGUUGUCUCCAAACGCCCAGACGAGCCUGCUGAGCUCUACCUGUCACUUCCAGCCUGUAAUCCCAGCGCAAUGAGCGGGCUGCGUCUUCGUGUGAGCGACACCGAGGCGGAUAGGUAAGGUUCUGGGAUGAAGAAAGACGCUUAGAUCCGAGAAGGCACCUGUAAGAUUGUCUGGUCAGAUCUGGGGGAUGUCCAGAUGCUCGUAAAUACACGGUGUCAUGGGUGUGAAUAAACUCUAGUCGAUAGUGAAUAAAAUUAUUCACUACCUUGGACACCCUGGAAGGACAAUGCAACAUCUUCCUCCAAAUGGUUGGGACCCCAACCAUCCAUGCAUGCCCAUAAUAAAAAGCAGAACAACUUUACCGGCGCUGCCCUUUUGUAAUUUCCUGCUAUGGGUUCUGCUGGGGGUUCUCACCUUUCCCUGCUGUGUUCACUGUCUAAUAUUCAAAGUAGGGGUUUUAGGGCCUUGGAACUGCGACCCCGUUUACUACAGGGCCCUCCCCACCGUGGCAGCAAAGCUCGCUGUGAGCCGGAUCAACGGAGACCCCAGUCUGAACCUGGGUCUAACAAUGGACUUCAUUGUGCUGCAGGAACCCUGCGAAACCUCCAAAGCCCUCACGGCUUACAUUUACUAUGACAAGUCGGCGGACGCAUUUGUUGGCCCCACCAACCCGGGAUACUGCAUCGCUGCGUCCCUGCUGGCCAAAAACUGGGAUAAGGCAUUAUUCUCCUUCAGCUGCGUCACCUUCGAGCUGGAGCGCAUGCUUGGAUACCCAACAUUUUCACUGACGGUCCCGUUUACCGUGGACGUGCUGUUCACCGUGUUUAAACACUUCAGGUGGGCCAGCUCCGUGGUGGUCUCCUCUAAUGAAGACAUCUGGAUAGACACUGCAGGGAGAGUGGCUGCAGCUCUGAGGAGGAGGGGGCUUCCCGUGGGUCUGGUUACAGCUAUGGGUCUGAACGAUACGGAGGUGGAGAGCACGCUGAGGAAGAUCCAAAACGCGGGCGAGAUAAGGGUGAUCAUAAUGUGCAUGCACUCCCUCCUGGUUGGCGGCGAGUAUCAGGUCACCUUUCUCACAAAGGCACACAAGAUGGGCAUGACUGCGGGAAAGUACGUGUUUGUGCCCUACGAUACUCUGCACUACAGCGUGCCCUACAGCAACGUCUCGCACCUCCCUCUCCAGAACAGCAGCCUUCUGAGGGAGGCCUACGAUGCAGUCCUCACCAUCACUGUGGCCUCUGAGCUGCUGUCUUUCAACGAGGCGUUCACUGCAGCCAAGAGGAGCCAGGAGGUGACACUGCCAGUGCAGGCCGAGCAGGUUAACCCUCUGUUUGGAACCAUCUACAACAGCAUAUACCUACUGGCCAGGUCCAUUCACAACGCCAGGAAUGCAGGCAUGCAAUUGUCAGGCUCAAAUCUGGCCUACUUCACCAAGAACACAAGCUUCAAUGGCUUCAACCAGAAGGUUCAGGUGGACAGAAGCGGGGAAGUUAAGACCAACUAUGUCAUCUUGGACUCUGACAGCAGGAGCAGUCAGCUUUACCAGGCCUACUUUGUGGACCUAAAAGCUGGAGAGCUUCGUUUUGCAGGAAGGUCAAUCCAUUUCCCAGGAGGAUCCCCUCCAACGUCCGACUCCCGCUGCUGGUUUGACGACAAUGUCAUCUGCACAGGAGGUGUGGAGGUGUCUUACAUAAUGAUAGUGUUGGCUGUGAUCCUCAGCUUGGUUGUAGGAGGGCUCUUCAUAACUCUUUACGUCAGGAGGAGACUUCAACAAAUCCAGCUGAUCAAAGGUCCCAAUCGGAUCCUGCUGACUUUAGAAGAUCUCACUUUCAUCAAUCCUCAGCUCAGCAAAAAGAAAAUUACUCUGGAGGACCUGAGUGAGUCCAGGAGCGCUCUGGAUGACAAGUCAGCAGACCCUUCCCAUUCUGUUAACAGCAUGCAGACGGCAACUCACGAGAACUCGAGCGUCGCUGUGUAUGAGGGGGACUGGGUCUGGCUCAAGAAGUUUGAGGAGGGCCAUUUCAAGGAGAUGAAACAAAGCACAACCAAGAUUUUCACAAAGAUGAAGGACCUGAGAAAUGAGAACGUAAAUCCCUUCCUGGGCUUCUUUUUGGACUGCUUCAUGUUUGCCGUGGUGACGGAGCACUGCUCACGGGGGAGUCUGCAGGACCUGCUCAGGAACGAAGACGUUAAAUUAGACUGGAUGUUUAAGUCCUCGCUUUUACUUGAUCUUAUCAAGGGUAUGAAAUAUCUUCACCACAGGGACUUCCCCCACGGCAGACUUAAAUCUAGAAACUGCGUGGUGGACGGGCGCUUUGUUCUCAAGAUUACAGACUAUGGCUACAAUGAGCUGCUGGAGUCUCAGAAAGCGCCCUUUGAGGAACCGCCGGCUGAAGAGCUUUUCUGGACAGCACCCGAGUUUCUAAGGGACCAUGCAAAUUUUCGCAAAGGGACUUAUAAAGGAGAUGUUUAUAGCUUUUCUAUAAUCCUUCAAGAGGUGGUCGUGAGAGGGCCACCGUACUGCAUGCUGGAUUUAUCCCCUGAAGAAAUCCUCCGUAAAGUAAAGAAGCCUCCGCCAAUGUGCCGUCCUACCGUCGCACCGGAUCAGGCGCCGCUUGAAUGUAUCCAGCUGAUGAAGCAGUGCUGGAGCGAACAGCCUGACCGCAGACCAAAUUUUGAUGAGAUCUUUGACAGGUUCAAGAUCAUUAACAAAGGUAAGAAGACCAAUAUCAUUGACUCCAUGCUGAGGAUGCUGGAGCAGUACAGCUCUAACCUGGAGGAUCUUAUCAGAGAGAGAACAGAGGAGCUGGAGGUGGAAAAGCAAAGAACGGAGAAGCUGCUCUCUGAGAUGCUCCCACCUUCUGUUGCGGAGGCUCUUAAGACUGGCGCCACGGUGCAGCCAGAGUACUUUGAUCAGGUGACGAUCUACUUCAGCGACAUUGUGGGUUUCACCACCAUCUCCUCGCUGAGUGAUCCCAUUGAAGUGGUGGAUCUUCUGAAUGACCUCUACACGCUCUUUGACGCAGUGCUCAGCAACCACGACGUCUACAAGGUGGAGACCAUUGGGGAUGCUUACAUGGUCGCGUCGGGCCUGCCCAAGAGGAACGGCAACAAGCACGCCGCAGAGAUUGCCAACAUGUCUCUGAACAUCCUCAGCUCAGUGGGCUCGUUCCACAUGCGGCACAUGCCAGACGUGCCCGUCAGGAUACGGAUAGGAAUCCACUCAGGGCCCUGUGUCGCUGGGGUUGUCGGGCUGACCAUGCCUCGGUACUGCCUUUUUGGAGACACCGUCAACACUGCCUCUCGUAUGGAAUCCACUGGGCUGCCUUAUAGAAUCCAUGUAAAUUGUAGCACUGUGAAGAUCCUUCGUUCUCUAAAUGAUGGAUAUAAAAUAGACGUCAGAGGCAAAACAGAGCUGAAGGGUAAAGGUAUAGAGGAGACGUACUGGCUUGUGGGGAAGUCCAACUUUUCGAAACCUUUGCCAAAACCGCCAGAGAUAAAACCAGGGGAAGACAAUCAUGGGCUCAGACCUGAGGACGUAGCUGCCUACAGGAGAAAGAAAGCCGAGAAAAAGGCUUGACCCUCUCAUUUCAAACACAGGAGGUAUAGAUCUGCAUGCUGCAUGCUGUUGUGCUGUGGGUGUUCGACCGUGGCUUCAGCGUCGGUUUGAUGUGACCCCACUGCACCCUCUGAGUCUCCACACCCGCAGCUUCCUCUAAUGGAUUUCUGAAUCCCACUGACUGAUAGGCUCAUUAAUCUCUUGAUCUUUUCAUCUUCCUCCUCAUCUUCUUAAGUGGAUUGGAGAAAGCCCUGCUUGUUUACUGUAUUCAUUCUUUUUUUUUGUGUUGGCUGACAGAGUUCCCCUUUAUUUUUUUACCUUAUUGUGUUUGUUAGAGUACUUGAUGUUUGUUUUGGGGUUUUUUGUUCCACUAUUGUGCUCCCUUCAAUCAGCCGGAUUGUACACAACUGGCUUUAACUCCACGUUUUCUGCUUAACUAGGGACAACUGGCAAGAGAUGGUGACAGAGGAGAUCAAGACCCAUUUCCGCAAGGCCAACA
Molecule: messenger RNA, 4405 nt
Organism: Fundulus heteroclitus (mummichog)
Lineage: Eukaryota; Metazoa; Chordata; Actinopteri; Cyprinodontiformes; Fundulidae
Gene: gucy2f
Product: guanylate cyclase 2F, retinal
Exons: 19
Coding region: 634-3927 (1097 amino acids)
Biological process (GO): protein phosphorylation; intracellular signal transduction; receptor guanylyl cyclase signaling pathway
Molecular function (GO): protein kinase activity; peptide receptor activity; guanylate cyclase activity
Source: RefSeq, a predicted model, not a curated record